This is a messenger RNA of Ictalurus furcatus (blue catfish), 1279 nucleotides long. RefSeq lists its product as uncharacterized. The coding region runs from base 155 to 922 and encodes 255 amino acids. The transcript has 6 exons. The record is from RefSeq and is a predicted model, not a curated record. Lineage: Eukaryota; Metazoa; Chordata; Actinopteri; Siluriformes; Ictaluridae.
GGAUGCGGUAACUAUAAUAAUAGCGUAUACUCAAAAUGAGGGGACAGAAAGCCCGUUCCCGUGAGGAUAAUUUAUGUAAAGAUACUAUUAAGUUCAAUAAUGGUCAAAUUAAUGACAAAAAAAAACGAUUGGGAAUACAAAUUGAGAUGUUUAAAUGUCAAAAUAUCAGGUUAAGAAAAUAUCAGUGACUGAAAUGCCACCAUUUUUUUCUCCUAAACUGAGAGAAGCGGUCAGUACAGUGUCAUAUAUGCCCGAGCGGGACUGCAAUAAAAACCCAAACGGCGUUCAAUACCUUCGGGAAAACAUUACAAACAGCAAACGUUCUUGUUUUAGAUUAUUACCCGUCGUGGACACGGCUGAAGGAGUCAGAGUUAAUGUUAUAUCGUCGAAAAAACAGCAGCCGAACAGCCUCAGAAGAGACACCCAUGCACCCAGGCUAAGUUUGAGCUCAGGAAACGCUCAGGGUGAUGGUUUUGGGCGACAUUUUCGGUUUGAUCCAAGAUGGGAAAAUGGGAUUUACUCCAACACUCAUCAGCAUUCAAAAGAUGAAGAUCUGUUCUUCAAACGCACAACUCUUUUACCUCCAGUUCCCAAUCCAGCAUGCAGUAUAAACACGAAGGAAUCGCAUUUCACAGCUUCAAAGUCCUGUACUUUAGUCUCAGAAGACAGAUGCAGACUUAAUGCUGUAUCGUCAGUUCCAGCACCAGCACGCAGCAUCUCCAAAAACAGGAGGAUGAAGAGCAGAAUGUGUCAUCUCUCCACUCUCAAAUUAACCACCAGAGGUCAGUCGUACGCAGAUCCGGUGUUGGGAGCUUCAGCCUCGUUCAUCAGGAGACUUCUGGAAAUGUCCACCCUGCAGGAGAAAACCGUUCGCCAAGAAAAGAUCAUUCAACUCAAGAAGAACGGGAGGCACGAACCCUAAUCGUACAGUCUGCUGGUUAAAAUAAAAGCAAUUCUCGGCCAGAAACGAAACAUACGCAGAGUUCUGAAUGUCGUCAGUCAGCCAAGACAUGUUUAUCAUGUGUGUCUGGAGUUUACGUUUUGAGUUUAGCACUGUAGCUACAAAUCUAGUGAGGGAAGCUUAGAGCCCCAUGAAGGCGUCAGGGAAAUGGAACAUCACACACUCAUUUCAGGAUGAUUUUUUUUCUAGUCGUUCAGUAUCUUGACCUUUUCAAGGUGCUUUGGAAACUGUGACUUCUGACAAUAAUAAAACAAUAAAUAAAUCAGUAGUAGAUAUCUUGAAGCUUGAAUUAUUUUCUUUAAUGUAGAAUUGUAUGGU